Messenger RNA from Dendrobium catenatum, 1169 nucleotides. RefSeq names its product probable calcium-binding protein CML10. NCBI's taxonomy places the organism in Eukaryota, Viridiplantae, Streptophyta, Magnoliopsida, Asparagales, Orchidaceae. The transcript has a single exon. The record is from RefSeq and is a predicted model, not a curated record. Gene Ontology annotation, molecular function: calcium ion binding. The annotation marks the transcript as partial.
GUCUUUUAUGACUUGAACCGAGUAGCUACGCAAGCAGAAGUCUGUUUAAGAAAAUCAAAGGCCACCCCAUCCAGUGGAGAGGCUUCGGAGCCAACUUCACUGGAAGUUGCUGUAGUGGUGACACAAGAGAUCAAACUCGUUUUUCGGAAAUUUGACUCUAACGAUGAUGGAAAGAUCUCGUCAUUGGAGCUAGGCGCCAUCUUCGAUAGCCUAGGGCACACGGCGUUAGCUGUGGAGCUCGCUCAAGUGAUGAGCGAGGUCGAUGCCGACAAUGAUGGCUUCAUCAGUCUUGAGGAGUUCGUGGAUCUGAAUACUAGCAAGGUUGAUUCCAUAGCAGCACUCAAGGAUCUCCGCCACGCUUUCUCUGUCUUCGAUCUUGAUCGCAACAGAUCGUUAUCGGCGGAGGAGCUCCCACGCGUGAUGCACGGCCUCGGCGAAGGGGUUUUCGUCGUGCAAUUCCAGAAGAUGACAGAUGGCAUCGAUCAGGAUGGCAACGACUUCGUUACUUCGUAGGAGGUGUGUCGCUUCUUCGGCUCCUUUGUGGUUGUUCGACUGCACUCCUUCGACGAUUUUCCCUUUCGGUCGGAUCGAAAGUUUCGCUCCUUCGGCUCGUUUGUGGUUGUUCGACUAUCCUCCUUCGACGUCUCUCUCGUUCGGCUUCGGGUGCUUCACAGGAGGCGCUUUUUCGGCUCCUUUCGUGAUGUUCAUCUACGCUCGCGCAAGUUUGGACCCUGCUGCGACGCCGGUGUUUAGCGGAAUCGAAGCUUCCGUCUGGGGCAGCAACUGGCAGGAUCGAGGGUUUCGUCCGUGGUUGCGCUUGCAUCUUGAAGGGUCCGCGGCUUCUUGCAGCGUUAGAAGCUUGGAACAUUCGGCAAUGAAGGCCGCCCGAUUUUCUUUGGCUCUGAUAUCAUGUUAGAAUUCAUAGAAUUUGAUAAGGGUAAAAACACCUACUAAUUAUUAUACAAAAUUAUCCCUAUUUAUAGAUCUAUACAAGAUGUCUUAAUAAAAAAAUAAAUAACUUCUAAUUGAUACAUAAUUGCCUCAAUAUAAUCCUUCCUAAUUCAGCUACCCAAAUAUAGAAGGAUAUUAGCGUGAUCUAGGUGAGCCUCCCACGGAUUCUCAUCCUGACCGUGGGAUCAAAUGUCAAUGGAUGACUGAGAUUUUGACAA